CAUGGAUGUAAUUCUCUCCAUUGAGAUGUAGAAAGAGGCGGCAAAAUGGCGCGCUAUUGAUCAAGAGUGUAGAGAGGUAAAAAAGAACACUAUCCUUCUAAAAGGACAUGCUGAUUCUGGUGGACGAAAAAGCGAAUGAUUUUCAAAAAAGGGAUAAAUUUGAAAAAGUAAGUACAGCAUUAUGAUUAUCCGUCAUAGAAGCCAACGCCUCUAGCUAGACAACAUACAAUAGUCCUACUUUCCUACUAGCAUUACUGCGUUUACUGUAAACUACCAUCCGUGACCCUAUAUAGAGUUGCACGACAUUAGAAGAAGACAGAGAAAAUGCCGACCCUCAUAGUCCCCACUUCGCCGACCGCGGCAGUUUCUAGCUCCUCAGCUACUGCAGCCAAGGAACCGUCAUCUAUAACAGCAUCAUCCGGAGGGCCCUAUGAUUCCUUUCUGCGCGCACCAGAGAUUAACAAGUUGGGAUUGGAGCUUGACGGGAUGGACAUGAUGGCGCUUCUCGAUGCUCUUGCGGAUUUGAAGCGAGAAAAGGAUUUGCUCGGAAUUGCAGCCUGUUUUCACAGUAUCGGACGACUAGCGUUCAAGGAUAAAAGCGAGAGGGAGAUUAUGGAUGGUUCGUUCACUGCUUCUCCUAUUUAGCAUUUGAGACUCACUGAAUGCAAAAUUAUGAAUCGCACGCUUUAGCUAAGUAGGAAAAUGAUCUCGCUUUUCAAUUACUGACACUUCUCAACAUACAACCUCAACCUCUCUAAUGUUCCCUUAUGCGAUUUUGACGGUAUUACGAGUAUGUGCGAGGUUCUUAGGGAACCCCAGUUCUAUCAUCCUGAGGCCGAGUGGACCCCAGAGGAGACCGAGUGUUUCCGCAAACUCCAGGAAGUAGAUGCAGAUGGAGGAGAAGGUGCAGCUGAGGCGAAAACUGAAGGUAUCCUCAGGACUCUUUGAGUUUUACUUGAUGACCUACAUCUACUUUGUGAGCAAUAAGGUUAGUAGUUUUUCUUCUUUAAUAUUGUAUUCUUUGAAUUCAUACAUGCGGAUAACAAUGAAUGGCAUUAGUUGUACAGCUGACGACAUUACAUGAUGCACUUACAUUCUUUUUUAUGCGUCUCAUUUUGAUGCCUCAUUUUUUGUUCGAUUUCAUUAGGUGGUGAGCAGGACGAUUAUCAGGAGCCAAAAGGGAAGAAGUUGAAAUUCACGCCCGACUCCUCCUUGGACCUCACUUAUCGUCGUAUGAUGAGUGCUUUUUGCUUAUCCCUCAAAGGAGUGUGUGCAAAGAGCAAUUUGAACAGAGGUGCGCUGCGGGAAGAAGGGGCCGUCGAAGAGGUCGUGCAUUUCGUGGAGCGGUGUUUUGAGGAGAUAACAGAUUCCACGACCGACAGGGAACGCAUGUUGCAGAUGUGUGUCGCUGCCGGCUGCUCAGCCCUCAAGUCUCUCUGUGCUGGAAACGAUGGAAACAAGAAGGUACUGUCACAGCAGCUGAUGAGAACUCGAACUCCAGUAAAUCGUUGUACAUAGGAAUAAAAAUGUAUGAAAAAUUACGAAGCAACUACGACAACGAGCUGCAAAUGGAGUACAUCUACAUCAAUGUGAUCUCUUAAAUUUGCUUUUCGGUGGAACAAAACGACAUGAACAUGAACAAGUCGCAUCUUAACCAAAUACAGCUUGCUGCCAAGAUUAAAGGGAAAUUCAAUGCAGAAAAGCUUGCAGAGACGGACUGCUUGGACCCUAGCGUGCCAACAAUUUACGUGAGGACUUUUUGAAUAAAUCUCAUAGCCUGCAAUUUCACCUCCAGCGAGGAGUGGUGUGCUACGUCUAGGUUCUUCUUCUGUUGUGAAAAAACUAGGUCAAGAAUAACCAGCCACUCCAUAUCAAAUUAAGAACGGAAUAAUUACAAUUAGAUAACUAAGUAGUCUGGUCUGUCUUUUUUCUAGUUAGGUCGGCUCCACCACAAUUAUAUAAAUAAGUAGUAAAUACUUCCUUAACCUUAUUCUUAAUAUCCCUCUUCUAAUCACCGGCAAAAAGCACUGAUAAAGCAGGUAAGGGUGUAGAUCUGCUUCUAGAUGUCUUGGAACGGUUUCCAGAUGACUCAAGAGUCCAAAUGGAAGCAAUUUGGGCUCUUAGGAGUAUAGUCACGGACGACGAUGCGCGAGGCGGCGAGUCGAUGGUCCCGUCAGCAGUAGAAAAUCGAGAUUACUUACGGCUAGUAUCAAUCUACAAUAGAUCAGAUUACUUAAAAGUUAGAUUGCUUCUUAUGUCAGUCUAGUGGAUCGAAUCACGGUUAUAAUUCUAGAAUCUACCUUGAUUUCUAGAGAAGACGAGAGUUCCUUUGUUAUGUGUUUGGAAGCGGACAAAAAGAGGAAUGCGAAUAGUUCCCAUGAUUCAUCUAAGUCAUGUUUGUGAUCGUGAGCGGUUUCCCAGGAUUCGUGAGAUUAUCGUGCGGUCUUUUCGCAGUCUGAAAAAACGGAUAGACGAUGGAGCAAAUGCUGCUUCUGCUGAAAUCGAUUCUGAUGCUGAUAAAGUUAAGGCCUAAACACUGAUGCUUAUGCUGAUAAAGGUUGAUACUUGAAGUUGACUCACUCCAACAGUUCUAGUUUUUUCAUGAUCUUCACGCUGACUAUGCUAUCUUCAUGUGGAAAGUGUUUGUUGUCAUUUUAAGUCGAUGAAACUUCUUACAUCACUUCUGCUCGUGGAAAACCUACGUACCUACCCUCUCUAAGAAAUAAGCAGAUGGCGAGGCGGAAGGAGACGAGGAAUCUGGUGCGGGAGAGUCGGCUAAGGCUGGCCCAGAAGCAGCAGACACAUCCUCGCCGUUCAUUAAGGCUGGCGAGGAAUAAACUGAUGUUUUUGAUGUAUUCUCGAUAUUUGUCUUCAUGUAGUUGUAGGUACUUUUGUAUUCUCGAUAUUUAUCAUCUUCAUGUAGUACUUCUACUUUCCGAAAGAAACAGAAAACGUUCUAUUGAAGUCGGUUGAAUUUUUGUUGUGCGGAGGUACUCUUCAGUAGCUGGUUCCCCUCUAACCUCCCGGGCGAGCAGUGGUGUUGGCUGGAGGGUGUCCUCUUGCUGAUGAAGGAGGUCGGGUGUCACCAAGAACGAAUCCACAAGUUCGUCUUUGAAGACAACGUGCUACCGCUGAUAAAAGAUACACUUUCUUAUGAGUUUGGACAAUAUUAGUACAAACUACAAUCAUGCUUGACGUGGUAGGAGCAAGGUGUUGGCAGAUGCAGUAGUUUUGCUAGGUGUAGUAGUUUUGUUAGAGGCGCAACAGUUCUUGCAAGGAUAAAUUCCUUAGAAUCACUCAAUCAACAUAUUUGUCUUCGCUUCUAAUCCCUCUUCGGUCACGAAUCCAUCGUGCGAGCAUGCCUGUUCGUGCUUCGACAGUUUGCUUUUUCGGAUCACAUGAAGGAAUUGUUUACGAGCGACGACGCAGGCAUAACCAAGACAGCGAUGCUUGUGUUGCGCAAGUAUACCCAGAAUACUGGAGUGGUAGAUUAAGGCUUCGCCUAAUCCAUCUCGUGAAGCAUCCUCAAGUCGGCUUUUCCAAGGGGAAAAUGUCUCAGGAUGAUCUUCAGGAUGGACUGGGGUGAGCUCUAAGUAGAGCAAGCAUUUGGGCUUUUCAGUAAUCUGACGCUCAGAAAACCGCAGAUUUGUGCAACGCUGAACGCUGAUCCGAUGCGUAUAGCAGCGAUGGGACUGCUAGUCUUGCAAGACUAUCAGGUACUGGCUAUCUCAAACUUUUCAGCGUUUCAUCCUGAUCUCAGUCAGAAGUGAGCCCACUCACGGAGUAUAACUACUUGGUUCAUCUUUUGAUACAUCAGUUGUUCACCUCAUCGAUCAGUCGUACGCGGUCGAUCAACAACAUUCAAACACGGCAAAAAUCAGGACAACGCGUCCGUCGUGACCACUGUCUUAUUCACUCUGCGAAACGUGGCAAAGGCCGUUCCCGAAGCCGCCAAAGAGAUGGAAGAUAGUGGAAUCUUCGAGCUGAUCCGGAAGAUCUACUUCGCAAGGGAAUCAAGUCAAACGAGGCAGUGGUUGGCCGCCAAGGAUAUUGGGAAGCAAUUUCUACGUGAAUUCCGAGAGGAUACGGACGGAAUGAGACGGCCGAUAACACACAAUGAUUAUUACUAGGCUAAUAUGGUGAGGUGUCGGCCACUGGGUUCCAUUCCGAUCCCGUAUGACAGUAGAGAUGGCAUGAACAUGAAGGAGCCACCAAUGUCAGAUGGGGGACAUCAUGUGCGAUAUUCGAAAUUGAAAUUGCGCAUUACCACCAAGACUAUGCCGUAGCGUUACCAGGAUGUGAGGUCUUGGUGCUGUAACAGAGGAAGGGCAGUUUUUCCAAGUGUCUAUGUUAACUGUCAGUGACAGCGCUCUAGAAUUGUUCUUUGAGAUUUUUACUAGAAGUGUGUACGAUGAUCUGGGGAAAAGUUCUCUUCUUCUUCGACGAG
Amoebophrya sp. A25 is the source of this 4447-nucleotide messenger RNA. The record is from the annotation of a GenBank genome assembly. Lineage: Eukaryota; Dinophyceae; Syndiniales; Amoebophryaceae.